UAUUUUUUUAUUGCCAGGGCGUAGCAAAGUGAAUGUUUUGAUACCAAACACACGUUAAUUUGCUGUUCUACUGCUUGAGGAAUAUUCACGAGAAAGUGAUUAUUGCUUUCAUAAUGGAGAAUAUUACAGCGGAAUCAUCCAGUUUUCCACAAGAUUUUCUGGAAUAUUUACCGGAGAAUCCUAUCAAAGAACCACUUAAACAUGGAUGGAUUUUAAUGAAUCAACAAUAUACAAAAUUUCAGAUUGCUACAUGGGGAUCACUAAUUGUUCAUGAAUUUGUAUAUUUUGCGGCUUGUUUGCCAGCUUUCCUGUUUCAGUUUUUUCCGUUCAUGCGAAGAUUUAAAAUCCAGGCAGAUAAACCAGAAACAGCAGAUAAACAGUGGAAAUGUUUGAAAUUGAUUUUAUUUAAUCAUUUCUGUAUACAGUUGCCUCUUAUUGCUGGUACCUAUGUAUUUACAGAAUGGUUUGGUAUACCCUAUGGUUGGGAUGAAAUGCCAUCAUGGUAUAAUUUAGCUCUACGAGUAUUUGGUUGUGCUGUAGUAGAAGAUACAUGGCAUUAUUUUCUACAUUAUGCUCUACAUGAUGGACGUAUCUACAAACAUAUACAUAAAAUUCAUCAUCACUUUCAGGCACCUUUUGGACUAACAGCAGAAUAUGCCCAUCCUUUAGAAACUCUUAUUUUAGGGUUUGGUUUCUUCCUGGGUAUAUUAAUAUUUGCUAAUCAUCUGGUAUUAUUAUGGGCGUGGGUAACUAUUAGAUUAUUUGAGACUAUAGAUGUUCACAGUGGAUAUGAUGUACCAUAUCUUAAUAUCUUACAUUUAGUACCAUUCUACGCUGGUUCUCGGUUCCAUGAUUUUCAUCACAAGAACUUUAAUGGAAAUUAUUCUUCCACCUUUAAAUGGUGGGAUAUUAUCUUCGGAACAGAUUCACAGUAUAAAGAAUAUCAGGCCAAAUUAAAGGCAGAACAGAAAAAAUUGAAAUAAACUGUCACAUGUUAAAUUGUCGUCAGUUAUGAAAGUUUGUAAUCAAAUUGUGAUAAGUUACAGUGGUUAUGCCUCAGUUAAAGUGACAUUGUCUCUAGAUAUAAAAAUCUGUGAUCUACCAUAACAAAAAACCCUGAAAUGUAAAUUCAGGAAAGUUUGUGACCAUAGUGAAGUAAAAUUAUAUUAUAAUGA
This is a messenger RNA of Patella vulgata (common limpet), 1175 nucleotides long. Its product is annotated as methylsterol monooxygenase 1. The record is from RefSeq and is a predicted model, not a curated record. Gene Ontology annotation, biological process: sterol biosynthetic process. Lineage: Eukaryota; Metazoa; Mollusca; Gastropoda; Patellidae. The transcript has 9 exons. The coding region runs from base 114 to 983 and encodes 289 amino acids. Gene Ontology annotation, molecular function: C-4 methylsterol oxidase activity; iron ion binding.